AUGUCAGAAUUAGUCUCUAAAUUCCAGUCCUUAUCCGUAUCCAAGGAAACCUCAUCUCUAAGCAAAGAACAAUCCGCGUUAGAAGCUCAAUGGGACUCCAUCUUAAAAUCCGGUCAAGUUGAAUCAAAUUUGGAAUCAAUUAACCUAUUUUUAAGAGAUAACGCUUUCCUUUUAUCCACAUUACAUCCAACCGUCUCCGAUGUUAACGUUUUUGAGGCUGUGCUACCUUUAUUAAAGCAAUUAGUCUCUUCUACCAAGGAUUCCUACGCUAAAUUUAGACACCUUUUAAGAUGGGCCAAUUACUUACAAACUUUAUUAGAAAUUUCUGAAUCUGAUAAAUUGGUCUUGAAUUUCGAUUUAGAGCUACCUCGUGAAGUAAUUGAAAAGAAGAAGAAGACCGAUGCCAAGAAGGAUGAAGGCGCCAAAGAAGCACCAACUGCCAAGAAAGAUGACAAGAAAGAUGAUAAGAAACCAAGAGGUAAGCCAGAUGAAGAAACUUUGAAGAAAUUAAGAGAAGAAGCCAAGGCAAAGAAAGCCGCCAAAAAGGCUGCUAAUGCCGCCAAGGAAGCGCAACCAGCAAAGGAUGAAAAACCAAAACCAUCUGUUAUUGACUUCCGUGUAGGUUUCAUUCAAAAGGCCAUCAAACAUCCAGAUGCUGACUCCUUAUACGUUUCUACUAUUGACGUUGGUGAUGAAGAAGGUCCAAGAACUGUUUGUUCUGGUUUAGUUAAGCAUUUCCCAUUAGAAGCCAUGCAAGAACGUUACGUUGUAGUUGUCUGUAACUUGAAGCCUGUAAAUAUGAGAGGUAUCAAAUCUACUGCUAUGGUAUUAUGUGGUUCUGAUGACUCUAAAGUGGAGUUUGUUGAACCUCCAGCUGGUUCCAAGGCAGGUGACAAAGUUUUCUUCGAAGGUUUCGGUGAGGAAGAACCAUUAAAACAAUUAAAUCCAAAGAAGAAAAUCUGGGAAGCUUUACAACCACAUUUUUCUACUAAUGAAAACUUAGAGGUCAUCUUUAAAGAUGAAGAAAGCAAAGAAAAACCAAUCUUGAAGUUAACUAAUGCCAAGGGUGACUCUUUCAAGGUCGCCUCUAUCGCUAAUGCCAAUGUCCGUUAA
This is a messenger RNA of Kazachstania africana CBS 2517, 1113 nucleotides long. It is a transcript of the gene ARC1, whose product is annotated as Arc1p. The record is from RefSeq and is a predicted model, not a curated record. NCBI's taxonomy places the organism in Eukaryota, Fungi, Ascomycota, Saccharomycetes, Saccharomycetales, Saccharomycetaceae. Gene Ontology annotation, molecular function: tRNA binding. The transcript has a single exon. The coding region runs from base 1 to 1113 and encodes 370 amino acids. Gene Ontology annotation, cellular component: methionyl glutamyl tRNA synthetase complex.